This is a messenger RNA of Hemiscyllium ocellatum (epaulette shark), 4992 nucleotides long. RefSeq names its product dual specificity tyrosine-phosphorylation-regulated kinase 2-like. NCBI's taxonomy places the organism in Eukaryota, Metazoa, Chordata, Chondrichthyes, Orectolobiformes, Hemiscylliidae. Gene Ontology annotation, molecular function: protein serine/threonine/tyrosine kinase activity; ATP binding; protein serine/threonine kinase activity. Bases 400 to 2145 code for a protein of 581 amino acids. The record is from RefSeq and is a predicted model, not a curated record. Gene Ontology annotation, cellular component: nucleus. The transcript has 3 exons. Gene Ontology annotation, biological process: peptidyl-threonine phosphorylation; peptidyl-serine phosphorylation.
GGACGCGGCGUGGGUCUGAGCUCUGAGUGUCAGUUGGAGCGGAGCGGCUGAGAGGGAUGAGCUGGGGCGGUUCUGUUCCCUACCUCCUCCGUUUGCCUCUGCCCAGGGGCGGGUGUGUGACGCUGGGGCGCGCUCAGUGACCGAUUGAGGAGAUCGAGCCGGUCGGAGUGGGGGAGAGAGCAGCUAACGGACAAACGGUCGCCCGGAGGGAGUGGGGUCCAGCGGCUCGCUGGACUGAAGACAGUGAGCGAGGUGGUCGGCCGGGCUGGACUGGGCCUGGACCACAUCCUCCCUCCAUCACUACCUCCCACACCCCGCCUUUCGGCAGAGGCAGAUGGCCAGCUCCGGGAAGCUGUGUGAGCAAUGGCCGGCGGUUGGAGGCAGCUGAACGCUCUCUGAAUGAUAGCCAUGUUAACGAGGAAAACAGCGGCCCCUGGACACUUGGCCACGGCCCAAUUUGGGGAUGUCUUGUAUGACUCAUACAUGCGUGUAGAUCAAGCUGAGAGCCAAGCCUCGUGUGUGGAGAAGGAAAGCCCUGUGGGAUUGCCAUCUCUUAAUAGCUUAACGAUUGGCAAGAGCACAAUGAAAGAUCAUCUGCCAGCUUCGUGUCGGACUCAAGUCAAGGUGCAACAUUUAUUUGAAGAUGCUGGAAACAGGCGGAAUAAUGCAACUAUGCAGUCUACUGUUGCUCGAACUUGUAAAACAGCACUCCCUUCACUUAAGGAAAAGACUCCUGAUGGUACAGCAUCAUCUAAAUCAGACGGCGUUACACCCAAGUCAAAAGCUGCCAUAUCACCAACCCAAGCCAUGAAGAUGCACAUGCAUCAGUUGUCUUCCUAUGAGCAUCAGGAAAUCUUUAACUAUCCUGAAAUUUACUUUAUGGGCUUAAAUGCGAAAAAGCGACAAGGUGUAGUAGGUGGCUCAAACAACUGUGGUUAUGAUGAUGAUCAAGCGGCAUACAUACUUCUGCCUCAUGAUCAUGUAGCAUAUAGAUAUGAGAUACUUAAAGUUAUUGGGAAGGGAAGCUUUGGGCAGGUAGCUAAAGUGUAUGACCACAAAUUGCGGCAGCACCUGGCAUUGAAGGUCGUGCGAAAUGAGAAGCGGUUCCACCGGCAGGCUGUAGAGGAGAUCAGAAUUCUGGAACACUUGAAAAAACAAGACAAGAACUUGCAAAUGAAUAUUAUCCACAUGCUGGAAAAUUUCACAUUCCGCAAUCACACCUGCAUGACCUUUGAACUGUUGAGCAUGAACCUGUAUGAGCUGAUUAAAAGAAACAAGUUCCUGGGAUUCAGCCUGCAGUUAGUACGGAAGUUUGCCCAUUCCAUUCUACAGUGCCUGGAAGCAUUGCAAAAAAAUCGAAUUAUUCAUUGUGAUUUGAAGCCAGAAAAUAUUUUACUGAAACAGCAAGGCCGUAGUGGCAUCAAAGUGAUCGAUUUUGGGUCCAGCUGUUAUGAGCAUCAGCGCAUUUUCACCUACAUCCAGUCGCGAUUUUAUCGAGCCCCUGAGGUUAUCCUCGGCUCGCGUUAUGGGAUGCCCAUUGACAUGUGGAGCUUUGGUUGCAUCCUUGCUGAACUAUUGACGGGAUACCCUCUUUUUCCUGGGGAAGAUGAAGGAGAUCAAUUGGCCUGUAUAAUGGAACUUUUAGGGUCUCCACCUCAGAAAAUGUUGGAUCAGUGCAAAAGAGCCAAGAACUUCUUCAACUCUAAGAAUCAACCCCGUUAUUGCAGUAUCACCACACUCCCAGAUAACACAGUCGUUGUGAAUGGUGGCCGCUCUAGAAGAGGUAAGCUGCGAGGGCCACCAGGUAGCAGGAGCUGGAUGACGGCAUUGAAGGGUUGUGAAGACUCACUCUUCAUCAGCUUCCUAAAGAGGUGUUUGGAAUGGGAGCCAGCUAAUCGCAUAACACCCACCCAGGCUUUGAGACAUUCAUGGCUAGUUAGACGUUUACCUAAACCACCCACUGUGGAGAAGACUACACCAGUUAAAUCUACACCAGAUAGCAAUAGUUCCUUGCCUGGAAUUGUUUCCAAGUUACCCCAAAAUCUUGGCACAAGCACCAAACUAAGGACCAAUUUGGUGCAGAUGGCUGAUUCAAAUGGAAAUAAUAUACCUCUACGUACUGUGCUUCCAAAAUUAGUUAGCUAAGGCUAUUGUGUGCUGCAAAUUAAACCGGAGAACAUGUCAAAUGCAAAAAAAAAAGUUUCUUAUAUAGGUCUUUUUGCUGGUAAAUGUUAAACAGGUAUUUCCAAAUUAUGUAUUUCAAUUUGAAAGAAACUACCGUAAUUUCCAAUUUGCAUUAAAGUGCAUAAAAUUAUUCUUUAUCCAUCUGACCCACUCAAGACUAUUGUAAUUUUUAAUCUGAAUUAAAAUAUGAAUACCCCUAGUUUGAAAAUAAUAUGAAGUAAAUGUACUGUAAUUAAAUCUCACUUAAUAUUUUUAACUACCCUGGGAUGAGGUGACUGAAUAUAAAAUAUUGUGCUCAAGACUUGUCUGUGUCAAGUCUCAUUUAACUUCUUUUGGCCACAUUUGAUCUUAGUUAAAAUUUUCUAAAACAAAAUUGUCAUUCUUCCAAUACAGUUGUUAAUUUAUUAGUAAGGAUCCUAUGAGCUGCCAACAUGUUUCCAGUUCUUCCCCCUCCCAAAUGUACCUGCAUGCUGAACUUUAUUGAAUGAGACUUUGGUGGAAAUCGAGAAAACGUGAUGUCGGCCACUAACGAUCCUGUUCAUGCAGUGAUUGGCCUUAAAACAUCUGGUAAUUAAUUGCUACUCUAUGCCAAAUUAGCCGAUUGUAUUUUUAUUUGCUUUUUUUGAGUCACAGAAAAGACCUGUGAGGUCUUGAGCUCAGUUAUGGUUGGGUACGGCAAACUAGCUUUAUUUCAGUGUGUUACACACAAUACCUUGCUAUAUUCCUAAUGCAGGAAUGAACUGUCAGCUCCCCUCUACGCUAUGCAAUGGAAAUCUAUUAAUCACUCUUGUCAAAGAAACCAGUUCUUUUUAUUCUUCUGGGUGACAGUUUAUUCCACACAUUGCUUGUGAGACACAUACCCUUCUGAACUCUUCAGAUAGGGCUUUCAACAUUUAUAUAGCUGUUAGUUGUCCUGUGUCCUCCCCUGGGUCCCAUCUCCUAUCCUAAACUUGCAAACGUCCUUGGGUGUAUAGCACCUUUUGGGAAAGAAGCAAUUAAUUGGCAAAUUUGAGCAAGGUUUGUGGCAGCUGAAUUUCACCUAGCGUGUUCUCUUUUUGAGGAAGGGAAUUUUAGGGUGACUUUUUGUAAUGAGCUGAGUUUUAUUUUGCUUUUUUUUGUAACCUCUAGGUAUCAUCUUGGAGAAAAAAAAACUACAAAAAUUUGGCUUUGUAAAUGUGCUAUUGGGGAUUAAUAUCAGUGGUUGAGUAAGUAGACUAACAAAGUGGGAGUGCAGAUGAGGAGCACGUUUGUAGUAAGUGUUUUGUAUGAUGCCAAAUAAGCACCAAGGCUUAACCAGAAUUCACUAUCAUUGCUCAUUGAUCAGCAAUUUAUGUUCAAAAUGAUGCCAGAGCAGAAUGGGUUGCAGAAUCUAAAAUGGAGCAAAAAUGUAUAAUUCUGCAGUACCUUAAUUGCACUACGCAGGUGGCAAUUUCAUUGCCAGUAUAGCAGUCUGAUUGCUAUAGUGUUAAGGGCAAACAGUGCAACAUUUUUUUUUAAAGUCUACACAAAGAGAAGUAAUGCCAAAAAAUAUUUAGUAUAUGGUUUGCCAUUAUUUGAAAUAAUGGAUGCUAGCAACCAACUGUGCAAAAAAACAAUGUUUCACAUCACCACUUUUGUGUCUCUGCAUGCUGAUUUCUCGAGGAUAAUUGGAUGAAACGUUUCCAUACCCUGACUCUAUACCAAUUGUAGACUGUAAAAUUUUGGCCUGAAAUUGCCUGUUCACAGUGUGCAGGUUAUUUUGGAGUGAAACUAUUCACUUCAGGUAUGAUCUAAAUGUCCUCCCCUGCACUGGAAAGUUUUCAUAAAUGCUACAAUAGGUCUUCCUCCAACUGAUAUUUCCUAACUCGACCUUGAUCCCAUUGGAACAAUUUAUAAAGGCAAGACAAAGCACACUUUUUAAGCAACAUUCACUAAAUCUUGAAUAUCCAAAGUGCAAAUUUAAGUACUCUUGUUUGAUUACUACGGUGGUUUACAGGAGUUUUUAAUGUUUCCAUUUGAUGGGUGUUUUUAAUCUUAGAAUUGUACACUUUUCAGGUUUAGUUGGUACAGUUUAUGAAAUGUUACAACAGCAGUAAAUUUUGAUAACUGGUCAAGUGAAGACCCAAACAAUUUACUAUUAAUAAAUUGAACAAACACUUCAUGAAGUUUAUUUCUCCUACUUUAUAAAGGUAUACAGAUAAGGAUAAUCCAAUGGUUUAACAUUACAGAGGAACCUCGAUUACCCGAACGAGAUGGGCAGGCAAUAUUUCAUUCAGAUAAUUGCUUAUUUGGAUAAUCAAUUUGACCUGAAACAAGGGAAGCCAUAUUGAGAUAACUCUGUGCUCUACCGGAGAGUUUGUUUAAAUCUAUAAUUUUGAUGAGUCUGCUAUUUAAACAAACUAAUCUUUCCAUGCUGCAAAUUGCAGGUUAAACUGAGAAGACUGAACCCUUACCAUUACAUAAAUAUAUGAAAUCCCAGCAUUAAACAAGGUCUGGAACAGCAGCUGCAAUCAUAAUUGUCAGUUUCCGCUGAACUCGGUGUCACGGUAGAAAGACAGAAGCACUGCCUCGUGCAUGCGUUUACUUUCUGUGCCAUUUUUUUUCCAUGAAUGGCCUGGUAAAGUGACUAGAAUAAAGCACUUAUUUUAGCAAAGGGCUGUGUAACUAGCCCUUAUGUAAAAAAUAUCCAGUCGCUGAUGCUUGAGGUGCUUGUGUUUUUUUGAUUUUGCCAGUGUUUUCACACGUUCUUCAGUACAGGUAAUUCAAAUGCACUUACCUCUGAUGUAAGGUUGGGGGAUCUUCAGAUAAUCCAAAAUUUGGAUAAUUGAU